AUGACACCGAGAUUAUUUUUGGGGCGUUGGAAGGAAAGCAGCUUCCCCGUUAUGGGGCAGAAAUUAAUAUUUUGGUUUGCGGCUCUAUACGCUGGCGUAGCAGCCUCACCAAGGUAUCCGGAUGAAAGCCCUUUUGCCCGUAUAGCAGUAGAAACGACUCCAGACCAUGAACCUCUUGGCCCUCCUAUUCGAUCGUCCGUUGAAAGCAUACCAUUGAGAAACGUAUAUGAAGAAGGAGAAGGAAGACUACCUCUAAGAGAUGCUGUGGAAAAGCGUCUAAUUCCAGUGGCAGACCAGGAAUCCUUAUACAAAUACUUAAAGGAUGCUGAAAGGACAGCGGGGUAUGUCGAGAGCAAUGAGGAAUAUAAAAAGUAUUACGGAGCUGCCAAUCACUUAAACAAUAACCCGCCCAAUGAUGACAGAUUAGAACAGGGAAAUGCAAACCUCGAAGCAAUGCAACAGACAAUGAAUGAACCAAACACGAAGAAGCUGGUGGUAUGCUACAUAGAGUCUUGGGCCGCUUAUCGCGCACCGCCGCUCGCCUUUACCGCAGGACUCGUGCCGAAAUCCUGUACACAUCUACACUACGCUUUCGCAGUCUUACAUCCUCACACCUACGCUGUGAUAUCGGCAAAUGAAGACUACGAUAUUAUCAAAGGUGGAUAUCGCAUCGCGACUGGUCUGAAACGUCGCAUCCCAGGUCUUCGGGUCAUUAUCAGCGUAGGUGGUGACGGAAUGGAACGACUUUUUAGUGAAAUGGUACAAGAGCCCAACAGGCGAAAUUCAUUCAUUGACAGUGCGGUCACCUUCCUCCAAGAACACGAUUUCGAUGGUCUCGACCUUCAUUGGGUGUAUGCAGGAGACAAAGACGAAAAGGAAAAAGAAUUAUUAACCACUCUAUUAUACGAGCUUCGCGAAAAGUUUUCGUCGUAUGGAUACCUUUUAUCUACAGUUUUACCUCCAUUUAGAUACCAAAUAGAAGACGGCUACGAUCUAAGUGCGGUGAGCGGUGCUACAGACUACAGCAUCCUGCAGGCGUGGGACAUGACGUACGCUAGACACGCGGGCGACGACGCACCGCCACGCGCGCUACAGCACAGCCCGCUGCACCGGGACCCCGGCGCCGCCGCCCGCGACCAGCGCUAUGAUAACAUCGAAUUCAUGGUGAAAUAUAUCCUUCGUCACGGGAUGUCUGCUGACAAACUAGUGCUGGGCAUUCCGGUGUUCGGGCGCAGCUACAGGCUGGCGACGUCUACGCUGCCGGCUCCCGGCGCCAAGGUCGACGGCUGGGGAGACGAGGGACAGUACACACAGACUAAGGGAAUGCUGGCUUAUUUUGAGAUUUGUAUGAACGAACGCGAAGGUAAAGGGGUGAGUGGAGUGGACGCGGCUGGCAACGCCUUUGCCGUCUUUGAUAACCAGUGGAUAAGCUACGACACACCAGAUACAGUAUUAAAAAAGAUGAAAUUUAUCAUGAACAUUGGUCUGGCGGGUGCAGCGGCGUGGGCCAUUGACAUGGAUGACUUCCGCGGCUUGUGUGGGAGACCUUUCCCUAUCAUGAGUGCUAUAUCCACCACCUUGAACGGUGAAGUGACUCUAACCGAUCAAUCGACACUCAAAGUUGGUUCGUGUGAGUCUAACAUGCCUUACUUGGCAUCGGACGAGGAGUCCUGCGCGCACUUCCACUUCUGCACCGGCGGCAUCAGCUACAGGAUGAUCUGCGAGGAUGAGAGACUCUACGAUCCUUCUACUGGAUUUUGUGGGCACCAAGAUGUUGGAAAAUGUAUACCGGGACAAAGUCUAAGAAUAAGUAUAGAAGAUGCAGCUCGUUUCUUGGCCCAAGCUUACGAAAUUGACUUUGAAUGGAGCAGCGCCACAAAUAAAGAUGUUCAUAAUUUGGAAUCAGAUCGAUUAAUUACUUAUCAAUCACAAAAAGGACAAGAUAGGGACAAUGAGAAACGAGUAGUAUGUUACAUGACCAGCUGGGCCUUCUACCGCCGCGGCGACGGAAAGUUCGUCCCCGAGCAAAUUGACACGCGCCUCUGCACGCACGUCGUGUACGCGUACGCUUCGCUCUCCCCCGACGAACUUAUUGCUAAAGAGUUCGAUCCGUGGGCUGAUAUCACUAAUAAUCUCUACGAGCGUGUAACAUCACUAAGCGACGUGAAGGUGCUACUGGGUCUGGGAGGCUGGACCGACUCUGCCGGCGACAAGUACUCCCGCCUGGUCUCAUCCUCUACUCUUCGCACGCGCUUUGUGGAAAGACUGGUCACUUUCUUGCGUACUCACAACUUCAAGGGAGUCCACUUAGAUUGGAACUAUCCAGUGUGUUGGCAAAGUAAUUGCAAGAAGGGCGCUAAAUCUGAUAAAGCAAACUUUGCCAAAUUGGUUCAGGAAUUAUCAAAAACCUUGCAUGCGGCGAAUAUGGAACUGGGGGUGUCUCUCUCAGGGUACAAGGAAGUAAUAGAGUCCGCGUACGACUUGCCGAAGAUAUCGGCCGCCGCCGACUUCAUGAGCGCCAUGACGUACGACUACCACGGCGGGUGGGAGCGCACUACGGCGCACCACACACCGUUAGUGCCGCUGAAGUCUAGUGAUCCCCUUUCUUAUUAUUGUAUUGAAUACGCAAUAAAAGAACUAAUUAGCGGCGGUGUGGAUCCCAAGAAGCUAAUGCUCGGGCUCGCAUUCUACGGACAGUCGUUCCGGCUGGCGGAGGCGGAGGGCGCCCGUAGCGCCGGUGCGGCGGCCGCAGGCCCCGGGGAGCCCGGCGAAUUCACCAAGCAGCCCGGCAUGCUGGCCUACUAUGAGAUUUGCUAUAGAGUUAAAAAUCUAAGAUGGAAGACUAGCCGACAGGAGAAAGCUGGACCUUACACGUAUUCUGAUAAUCAAUGGGUGGGAUACGAUGAUCCAAAAUCUAUUACAGAAAAGGUAGAAUGGGCGAUGCGUCAAGGAUUGGGUGGAGUGACGGCGUGGGCCAUAGACCUGGAUGACUUCAGCAACCACUGUUGCGCCGAGCCGUCGCCGCUGCUCCGCGCCGCGGUGCGAGCGCUCGGCCGCCCCGCGCCGCCGCCGCCCACGCGCCCGUGCGAGCGCCCGCCCGAGCCCGUCACGCCCGCGCCGCCCACCACCACACCCGCUGAAUCUGAUGGAUCAAUUGUUGGAGGUGGUGACCACAACCACGGUAACCAUGAUCAGCACACGUCCACAACCUGGCCAAGUUGGAGCCCAUCCACGACGCAAAGCACCAUGCAUACGUGGUGGUCUCAGGCAACCACUACCCCUAUGACAACAACUUCGAAGAAACCUACAACAACUCGCCGACCAAUAACUACUACUACGACUGAGGCUGAAAUAGAUCAAGUGGAAGAUUCGUUGUGCGAAGCCGGUGAAUACCGUGCGGCGCCGGGCGACUGCGAGGCGUAUAUGCAGUGCGAGGGCGGCCGCUGGCGCAAGCACCGCUGCGCGCCUGGUCUGCACUGGGCCGCUAGGGAGAAGAGAUGUGACUGGCCAAGCUUUGCUAAAUGUACAGGAACUUCAGCGAGCGAAGCAAGUACAGCAACAACUACUUUAGCACCAAUGACAUCACGACCACCGCCCAGACCUACUACCACCAAGCCAACUACUACAACUUCGACGACUACCACUACCACUACCACCACUACCUCUACAACUGCUAAACCAACAACAGCGCCUACAAAUGAAGAUGAUAUAUCAGAAGGUAGUCCAUGUAUCGGGGAGGAUUACCACGCGGUGGCGGGCGACUGCAACUCGUACCUGCACUGUGACGGCGCGACGUGGCGCCUGCAGCGCUGCGCUCCGGGCCUGCACUGGAGUGCGCUGCAGAAACACUGCGACUGGCCCAGAUACGCUAAAUGUUCAACUUCAACCACACCCUCGACUACAACCACCACAACUACUACUACGGCUAAACCAAAACCGACACAACCCACGACAAGGCCAACGAGACCAACGAGAACGACGACUACGACAGCCUCCCCAUCCAACAAACCACGAGAAGACGGACCGUGCAGUGGCAGUGAAACGCACGCACCAGCGCCCACGUGCGACGCGUACCUGCAGUGCGUGGGCGGGCGCUGGCGCCGGCAGCUGUGCCCGCCGGGCCUGCACUGGGACAAGCGCACCAACCGAUGUGAUUGGGUCGAAUUUGCUAUGUGCGAAGUGAGGUUACCAGAAAAAACGACAAAAUCACCGCUGCAAAAUAUUUUCACCACUACAAAAAGGCCGAGGACAACAACAACAACAACGAGUAGACCUAUACCCAUUAGAACUACAACAACAAGGAGGCCUGUCACCCAAUCCGGACAGUUCCAGAAACCAACGUAUUGCGCAACGGGCACGUACCACGCGCACCCACGAUGUGAAAAGUUCUACGUGUGCGUCAACGGCGCGCUCGUCGCACAGAGCUGCGCGCCGGGUCUCGUGUGGAGCGCGCCGCGCUCGCAAUGCGACUUCCCCUCCGCCGUGGCCGCGUCCGCCUGCACCGACCGCCGCCACGUCACUACUUCUGAGUCUAAACCCAGUGCCAACCUGCAAGUUGAGGAUAAGCCUCAAUUUUGUGAAAAUGGCCAGUACGCUAUGGAUCCAGCAAGCUGCUCCAGCUACUUACAUUGUUUAUUCGGUAAAUUCCAAGAAUUUACCUGUAGUGCUGGCUUGCACUGGAACCAGGACAAACAAAUCUGCGACUGGCCCAACAGUGCUAAGUGUAAAGUACAAACAGUCCCAACUUCAACAACAACAACAACAACAACGACAACAACUGAAGUAGCACUGAUGGAUCCAGAGUCUGAAGUACUGCCGCCUCCCUCUAUACCCAUCAUAGAUAUAGUUGAUUCUGGUACUAAGCCAGAACUAUCGAAUACGCGUUAUAAACUCAUCUGCUAUUACACCAACUGGUCCUGGUACCGCCCCGGACUCGGCAUGUUCGUCCCAGAAGAUAUGGAUCCAUCAAUUUGUACUCAUAUUGUGUAUGGAUUUGCUGUUUUGGGCGAAGACGGACUUAUUAAAGCUCACGAUCCUUGGGCAGAUAUAGAAAAUAAUUUCUACGAGCGUGUAGUUAACUUCAAGAAGUAUGGCGCUAAGGUAUCUCUUGCUAUUGGUGGAUGGAAAGAUUCCGUCGGUGACAAAUAUUCCAUUUUAGUGAAUGAUCCGCAAGCUCGCGCCAAGUUUGUGACACACACUGUACAGUUCAUUGAGAAAUAUGGAUUCGAUGGCUUAGACUUGGAUUGGGAAUAUCCUAAGUGUUGGCAGGUGGACUGUUCAAAGGGCCCAGAUUCAGAUAAGGAAGGAUUUGCUGAUCUGGUCAUAGAACUUUCGGCUGUAUUAAAACCUAAGGGUCUUUUACUAUCGUCGGCCGUAUCUCCUAGUAAAAUGGUGAUCGAUGCCGGAUACGACGUUCCUAUAUUAGCACGUUAUUUAGACUGGAUCGCUGUGAUGACUUACGACUAUCAUGGCCAAUGGGACAAAAAGACCGGUCACCUUGCACCGCUCUACUAUCAUCCUGAUGAUGAUAAUACUUACUUCAAUGCUAACUACACUAUGCAUUACUGGAUGGAAAAAGGCGCGCCCGCGACGAAACUUGUGAUGGGUAUUCCUAUGUACGGUCAAUCUUUUACGACCAACUCCAUUUUGAACAAUCGUGUUACAAAUGGCCUGGGCUUGCCUGCUACAGCAGGCGGAGAGGCUGGAGAGUAUACUAGAGCUGACGGCUUCUUAGCUUACUAUGAGAUAUGUGACCGCAUUAAAAACCAAAAAUGGAACGUUGUAAAAGAUCCUGAAAACCGAAUGGGACCUUACGCUUUCAAAGAUGAUCAAUGGGUAUCGUUUGAUGACGAGGACAUCAUCAAAAGAAAAGUGAACUUUAUCAAAUCUCUAGGCUUGGCCGGUGGAAUGGUUUGGGCGAUAGAUCUCGAUGAUUUCAAAAAUAGAUGUAAGAAAGGAAAGUAUCCACUACUGAAUACGAUCAAGGAUUCUUUACUUGAUCCACAUGUAGAUUUGGAUGUAGUUAAAGAAAAACCUAUAUCUGAACCUCAAAAUACGAUAGAUGAAGACGAGUUUGAAGAUAUUGAAGUAAAACCUGCUGUUGCUAAGCCUUCCACAGUUACAUACAAACCAACAACUACUACUACUACUAAGAAACCGACUACAAGUAAGAAACCGACUACCACAAAUAAACCAACCACCGCUGAAGUACAACAUGAUGAAGAAGAAGGAUAUAAAGUUAUCUGUUACUAUACAAACUGGGCGUGGUACAGGCCAAGUGCAGCAAAGUACACGCCUACUAACAUUGACCCGACGCUCUGCACGCACAUCGUGUACGCGUUCGCAGCACUUGAUAGUUCGAAGCUGUUCAUGAAACCUCACGACAACUGGCUUGAUGUAGAAAAUAAAUUCUACGAGAAGGUUGUAGCACUAAAGAGCACUGGUGCUAAAGUAGUGAUAGGGUUGGGAGGCUGGAACGACUCCGCUGGAGAUAAAUACUCUCGUCUCGUUAACAAUCCUUCAGCGAGAAGGAAGUUUAUUCUGCACGUUGUGGACUUCAUUAAACAGUAUGGAUUUGAUGGAUUGAACCUUGAUUGGCAAUUUCCUAAGUGUUGGCAAGCUGAAUGUGAGAAAGGGCCGAAAUCCGACAAGCAAGGCUUUGCUGCCUUAGUUAAGGAACUACGUGCUGCUCUCUAUCCACGCGGGUUUUCUUUAUCAGCUGCGGCUUCUGCGAACAAGCGUGUCAUAGAUUUAGCGUACGAUGUGCCUGCGUUAGCCAGAGAUUUGGACUGGAUCUCGCUCAUGACCUAUGAUUAUCACGGACAUUGGGAUAACAAGACAGGACACAUUGCGCCUAUGUAUGCUAGCCCGGAGGACGAUGACAAUACAUUGAAUGCGAACUUCACGGUUAACUACUGGAUUAACAAAGGUACGCCUCGUCACAAACUGAUUUUGGGCAUUCCUUUCUAUGGACAAUCCUUCUCUUUGGUUGAAAAUUCUGGUAAUGGUUUGGGAGCUCCGAGUUACGCCGGAGGGGAAGCAGGCGAGGAGACUAGAGCACGAGGCUUUUUAGCCUUCUAUGAGAUCUGCGAACGCAUACGCCUCGAGAGCUGGAGCAUGGUACGUGACGCGGGCGGGCGCGCGGGCCCGUACGCCACGCACAGCGAGCAGUGGGUGUCGUUCGAUGACGCCUACAUGGUGCGCCACAAGGCGGAGUUCGUGCGCGCCAACGGGCUCGGCGGCGCCAUGGCCUGGGCGCUGGACCUCGACGACUUCAGUGGCACGCGCUGCGCCUGUGGCCGCUACCCGCUGCUCGCGACCGUCAACCACGUGCUGCGAGGGAUGGAUGAGCCGCCACCCUGCACGCUGGAAGAUGUUCAAGUGCAAAAUCCACCAUCUGCAAGUCCGACCACCACAACAACGCCCGAACUUGAACCUGAAGAUCCUACAGAAAUACUUUCUGACACGGAUAUUCCCAAUGAAGGCGCUCCCCUGGAAGGUCAGUCUUGCUCUGGUAUUACGUUCAGGGAAGAAGAGUCAGAUUGUGCGAAAUAUUACUUAUGUAUGAAUGGACAAUACGUGCAGCUGUCGUGUCCGGCGCCACUCGUCUGGAAUCAGAAUCACUGCGAUUUCCCAAAUAAAUCCAAAUGCAAGGGGAAGACGAGUUUGAGGAUAACGGACGGUAACAACGAGGUCGAAUCUGAACUGAGACCUAUCGUCGCAUGCUACUUUACUAACUGGGCUUAUUAUAGACAAGGCAAUGGCAGUUUCGGACCGGAACAGAUAGAGCCCUCUUGGUGCUCUCACAUCAUUUACUCUUGGGCGCAUCUCGACGGUGAUACCUACACAGUCGUUGCCGGUAAUCCAGAGUUGGAUAUUAGCAAUGAUUUCUACGGCAAAAUAACUGAGCUCAAACUGAAAGGCGUAAAAGUAAUCCUAGGAGUUGGUGGUAUUGAAAACUCCAUAGAUGGUAAAUGGAGUCGUAUGGCUGCAAAGUCAGAUAGAAGGAGAACAUUUGUUAAAUCCGUCAUUAGAUUCAUACAAAAAUGGAAAUUCGACGGAGUUCAAAUUGCUUGGCAAUAUCCUGUAUGCAAAGAGGCUCCUUGUUCUGAAACGGAUGCAGCAGACAGGGACAAUUUCAGUAUCUUAUUAGUAGAAUUGUCAAAAAAUUUCCGUCGUCACAAUUUGGAGCUUUCCGCUAUAGUAGCACCUAAUCCCGAAGUAGCGGCGGUGGCGUACCAGCCCACCGUGCUCACCGCUGCACUGGACUGGGUCGCUGUCGCGGCCAAUGAUUACUACGAGUCUAAUUCAAAGAGAACAGCCUAUCUUUUACCUAUGACGUCUAGUGAUCCGUAUAAAUUGGAUAAUCUGCAAACUAUACUCGAGUUCUGGUCGAAUAUAAUCCCAACGCGUCAGCUAGUGAUAGGCCUGCCGGCAUACGCGCGCUCGUACACGCUGCGCAGCGAGCACAGCGCCGGUCUGGGCGCACCUGUCGCCGGGGCCGGCACUCCUGGACCCUAUACCAGAAUACCUGGCUUCCUGGCAUACUAUGAGAUUUGUGAAUCCAAGUCCAACUGGAAGGAGACGUCAAACAGCGAAGGCACGUAUGCGGUAAGUUCUUCGCAGUGGAUUUCUUACUUGCGGCCGGAGGACAUGCGCGCGGCGGGCGCGGCGGCGACGCGUGCACAGCUGCGCGGCGCUGCCCUGUGGGCCCUGGACCUGGACGAGUGGCGCGGCGCGUGCGCGUGCUCGCUGCUCUCCGCCCUAAGGCAAGGUCUACUCGAACCGAACAUAAAUACUCUUGUGUCAGUAAAAGAAAUCCAGAUUCCUGUGAAGUGCGGGCAUGUAGCAGGCAAAUUAUGGGGUAAUGAACACGAGCAGCCCAUACUGGCCUUGCACGGUUGGCGAGACAACGCUAGUACCUGGGACACGCUCGCACCUUUGCUCUGCAAUAUACGACCGAUAUUGGCCAUUGAUUAUCUUGGACAUGGACAUUCCUCGUGGAUUCCAGAAGGGAUGCAAUAUCACCCAUGGGAUUUACCACGAUUAAUACUACAAAUAAAAAAGUAUUUUAAAUGGGAGAAAAUAUCACUUUUAGGUCACUCCAAGGGUUCCAUUGCCAGUUUACGCUUUGCUUGUCUAUUUCCAGGUGAUGUAGACUUCUAUAUCGCUAUUGAAAAUCUUAUUGUAGACGACAUUGACUUAGAAAAAAUUAUGCAUAAGUUACCAAAGUCGUUGAAAAACGUAGAUGAAAUAAAGAAAGAGCCUACUCUCUAUACGAUGGAAGAAAUGAUAAAAAUGUGGCAUUUAGGAAGUUCUAAAUCAGUGACGAUUGAAAGCGUAUCAGUUAAAGAAGUCAAAAUUCCUAUGAAAUGGGGACAUAUAGCAGGUAAACUAUGGGGUAAUGAAUACGAGCGUCCCAUAUUAGCCUUGCACGGCUGGCAAGACAACGCAGGCACAUGGGACACCCUCGCACCUUUGCUCUGCAAUAAACGCCCGAUAUUGGCCAUUGAUUUUUAUGGACAUGGACAUUCCUCUUGGAUCCCGGAAGAUAAUUUUACG
Molecule: messenger RNA, 9561 nt
Organism: Brenthis ino (lesser marbled fritillary)
Lineage: Eukaryota; Metazoa; Arthropoda; Insecta; Lepidoptera; Nymphalidae
Source: the annotation of a GenBank genome assembly